Molecule: messenger RNA, 9770 nt
Organism: Ostrea edulis (European flat oyster)
Lineage: Eukaryota; Metazoa; Mollusca; Bivalvia; Ostreida; Ostreidae
Product: E3 ubiquitin-protein ligase rnf213-alpha-like
Exons: 49
Coding region: 27-7445 (2472 amino acids)
Molecular function (GO): ubiquitin-protein transferase activity; ATP hydrolysis activity
Source: RefSeq, a predicted model, not a curated record
GAAAUAUAGCUAAGAAUGAAGCUUUGAUGGAAAAUGUGUUUAUGAUGAGUGUGUGCAUCGAACUGAGAAUUCCUUUAUUUCUUGUUGGAAAACCUGGAAGUUCAAAGUCUCUUGCAAAAACAAUUGUUGCAAAUGUAAUGCAAGGAAGAUCAUCACAUUCAGACUUUUUCAAAAAAUUGAAGGAGGUCCAAAUGGUGUCGUUUCAAUGUAGUCCUUUAUCAGUAUCAGAAGGCAUCGUAGGAACGUUCCGACAAUGUGCACUGUAUCAAAAAGACAAAGAUCUAGAUAAAUUUGUUUCGGUAGUUGUUCUUGACGAAGUUGGACUCGCUGAGGAUUCGCCGAAAAUGCCUCUUAAGACUUUGCACCCUCUUUUAGAAGAUGGAUGUAUUGGGAAUGAUAUUUCAGAACCUUAUAAAAAAGUUGCUUUUAUUGGAAUAUCUAACUGGGCCUUAGAUCCAGCAAAGAUGAACAGAGGAAUACUUGUUCAGAGACCUGUACCGGGUUUAGAAGAUUUAGAAAAAAGUGCCGAAGGGAUCUGCUCUGGGAAAAGAAGCAUACUACCAAUGAUAUCAUCCUUGUUGAAGCCUUUAGCAAAGACGUAUUUGCAAAUAUUUGGCAAACUCAGUACGAGAAGGGAAUUUUUUGGCUUGCGAGACUUUUACAGUCUGAUUAAAAUGGUGUACGGAUUUGCACAUACCAACGGAAAACCACCAACCUGGCUGAUGCUAAAGCAUGCAAUUCAGCGUAACUUUGAUGGAUACACUUGUGGAGAAAACGAAGAGGAUCCUUUGAAAAUCUUUGCAAAAGAAUUACAAGAAGAGCUGCCACAGAUGACUAUGAUAGAAGAGAAACUGGAAGGUGAUCCUGAUUGCACACCUACAGGGUUGAUACAGAGUUGUUUGAAAGGAGACGAGCUUGAAGGGGAUACACGUUAUUUACUGUUGCUAACUGAAAAUUAUGGUGCCCUGACUGUGCUGCAACAGAAACUGUUCAACUUAGAAGAAGUGAUCACAAUUUUUGGGAGCAGCUUCCCAAGUGAUCAAGAAUACACACAGAUUUGCAGAAAUAUCAACAGAAUCAAAGUUUGCAUGGAAGCCGGUAGCACAGUUGUGCUUUUGAAUUUGGAAAAUUUGUAUGAAAGCCUUUAUGAUGCACUCAACCAGUAUUAUGUCGAGUUUGGUGGUGAACGAUACGUCGAUUUAGGACUAGGAAGUCACAGAGUGAAAUGCAAAGUCAACAAAAAGUUUAGGUUGAUAGUUGUUGCUGAAAAGGAGACUGUGUACACGAAAUUCCCGAUUCCAUUAAUCAACAGACUUGAAAAACAUUUUUUGAAUGUGUUGUCGCUACUGUCAGAAGAACAACUUCGUCUUGCAAAAGAUCUGGAAGAAUGGGUCCAUGCCUUUACCAUUACCUGCGCUACACACGUGUGGAGAGAGGAACCAAGCACAGACUGGGAAGCAGGGGAUGUGUUUAUGGGAUAUCAUGCCGAUGCCUGUGCUUCAAUCAUACUUUACGUUUGUCACUCUCUAGAACUACCUACAGAAACAAUGUCAAAGGAACAAGAAGUGAUGAAUGCGGCAAAGGAUGUUUUAUUGUGGACUGCUACACCAGAUUCUGUUUUACGUUUGGAAAAAACAAAGCUUAAAAAUGAAUUUGAAGGUGUUGUGGAAAAAUAUUUUGUACAGCAACAUCAUGACAGUCUCGUCGAUUUCCUCAAGUUCAAACUGGACUCAAAUGAAAGCAACAGGCUAUGUGUGCAGGUUACAACACAAUCCAAAUUAUUCACUACGUCAGAUAUCUCGGCUAUGGGCGAAGAUCUGUGCAUGUCAACAGACGAAAUACAGCUUCUAACACUCCAGUCUUUUGAAACAGAACAACAGUUUUGCAGACAAUUGAAAUACUGUGUGGAAAGGAAUGAUUCAGCAGGAAACAAAUCACUUAUGUUUCUGAUUCAGUGCGACAAUGGACACGAAAAUAUGAAUUUAAUUGCAAGUGCCCAGUACUGUGUACUUGAUCAACUCAUGCAGUUUAAUGGCAAAGGGAAAGUUCAUGUCGUUUUCAUCAUUCAUUUACCAAGAAUUGCAGGAAGGAUUUUUACUGGAUUUCAGUGUGGAAAGUGGCUCUCCGUACACAUCGACGACAUCCGUAAACCAGACAAGUCAUUGAUGCCGAUUGUUGAAAUGAAAAAUAUGAGCAUCAGGGAAUUACUGUUUGCUGGAAAACAAGUAACACCAGACGCAUAUAGUUCGAAGAGAACGAUAGAUGUCCGCAUAUUAGUUCGAUCCUGCCUUCAUUCUGCGCUCUCUAUGGUUAGAGAUCCAGCCAGUGAUAGCGAUCGAAGUACAGAACGAGUAAAAAUACUUCUUAACCUUUUACCAGUAGAGGAAACAGAAGGAAGGUGGACAUUGAUAUCUGGACUUGCUAUCCACCUCGCAAAACUUAUGAAGGAAAAAGAAAAGGAACUUAUUCACAGAGAAGUUGCAUCACGUUGGCUCUGUAACGACGCAACAGUAAAAAGACUCCUUUGGAAAAACGGAACAUUCCGAAAAUCAAUUGCACAAUGUCUGGCCGAAAAAGUAUCCUCUUUACUUGCUGGAAUAAUUGCGCAAGUUGAUUCCAACAAAAAUCUGAAUAUAGUGGACGUAGAGGAGGAAAAUUAUACCUGGAAACAAAGGCUUUGGUUCCAAAUAAUCAACAAUUGUGAAGCUACUGGUAUAAAGUACGACAUGAUGAUAUCACCGAAAAAUAGAAAGCCAUUGCAAGAGAUAAUGGUUAAGGGACAUGGCGUUGACGGACGAUUGUUUAAAACACAUUUCCCGUUUUCUUGGCUUCUACUUGAACUCAUUGAAAAAAUCACAUCAUCCGAGGUCAAUCAUCAAGGUGAUGUAGACAAAAUAACUGAAGUCUCACGAAUAGUUGAAGAACUGCCACUUGGAAAAAUUCUCAAGUCUUCUCUAGAAAAGGAACAAUCAGAUGACCCGAUAAGAUCAUACUUAAGUGAUUUCGUCGCUAUGAAGUAUGCUGUCACAAGUGACGCAGAACAAAAGAUUAUUGCUGAAAAUUUAUGGAUUCGAAGUGCAGCAGAAUUGAAAAACGUUUCGAAAACUGUCAUUACUAGAAUCGUAGCAUUCCACAUUGUAUAUAGAAAAGCAAGUCAAAGGCUCCAAAACUUUUCACAUAUCACGUGUGUUUGGUCAGAGUGUAGUGAAAAUAUAAUGGACUUCAUAAAAAAACCGGAGGCUUCUUCUGUAAUUUCAGAAUCAGACAUGUCAAUGGACGUUAUUGGGUUGUCUCUCGUUUUGAAACAACUGGAAACAGUCGGAGAUUCGUUUGGGAAUUACAAUAAAAGAAUGCAAUGGCUGCAGCUUUUAAAUACAUAUCGACCGGUUAUAGAAAGAUUGUUGGGCUUCUUUUCAUCAACAAAGGGAACGUAUGAUGAAAAAUGUGAAGGAAACAUCACACAAUCAAGAAAUCGUUGGACAAGGAUAGUAAUCAUGAAAUUGCUUCUGGAAAAUGUAUACUCUGGACAGGAUUGUGAUGUGAAACUUUGCCUGAGUCUGUUCGUGCUCCUUGGAACAAAGGCUGAUCUUAAGACACUCCAGUCAUUCGAAACAGUUGAAAACUUCCUCAAAUCUUGUCUUAAAGGGGCAGCAACAGCGGCAUUUGGUGACCAGCAGAGAUGCAAAAUUUGUGAAAAUACCAUUUCUGGACAACCAAUUCAGCUUCAGUGUGCGAAUGUGAUUUGUGUAGAUUGCAAGAAUAAUCAUCUUCUUGCUGAUAGUAAAGAAUGUGGAGCCUGUCAUGAAACACAUGGGAUGGAAGAAAACACACCAGACAGUGAUAAACUACAAGUGUACAAUAAAUUCAAAAAUAACUGCAACAACUUCUUUAUGGAAAUUGUGUCACAGUUAUGUUUUGCGGAUGAUGAAGCUCCGGCAAAUGAAGUGAUAAAAAAGUUAGUGUCUUUCAUCACUGUUGAGACAAGGAUGGAUCAUGGAAUGAAAUAUGUGAGCAAAGAAAUGGCGCUUUUUGAAUCCAAAGCUGAUUCAACACCAGUAUUUAGAUCAUUCCUUUUGCAGCAUUUACUUAGAACGAGCUCAGAUGUCGUCACGGAGUUUCUUGAUGAAUACUUAUCGAAGGCAAAAGCUAUGUUAAACCAGGAGCCAGAAAAAGUGGUUGAGUUCAGCCUCCUCGUCAUUCAAUGUUUAGAGGAUUCGUUCCAGCGAAGAUGUUCAAAAGAAAUAGAACCAUGGAAAGCAGAAUUACGGGAUGCAAAAAAGUAUCUCAAAGACAAUAUAGAGGUGAUUGGUAAGGAAAAUCUUGAUGUGAGGAAAUUGUAUUCUGUAGCAGAAACUAGAUUCAGUCUUGCGUGUACGGCAAAGUUUCUGUAUCAGCAAUAUGUCGAGAAAUCCAUCAAGAACUUGCAGAUCCUGCCGAUCGUGUAUGAAGCUGCCUCCACUCUGACUGAUAGAUUUCAAUGGGCAAAACUGUUUUUCAUCAAAUAUUUUUGUCGGCAAAAUGGUGUAAAAUGUUAUCGGCAUAUUUUAUCAUCAACCUCGGAUCCCAACAAAGAUAGAGCAAUUGCAUUACUAAGUAUGCCUGAGUUGAAAGCUGAAAAUGUUAAAGAAUGCCAUGACAGAUUCGUGGUAUGUGGGACAUCGUAUAAAGAACUUCGUGAUAGGAUAACCCAGUGUCUUGUUGAUGGAGAUAUAGAACUGGGUCUGCAGGGUCUUGACAUUCCAGACACCCAGAAAACAUUGCUCUUUCUGUUGGUAAUAUUCCGAGAGGUAACAAUGACACAUGUAUAUGACAUCAGCAAGCGUAGAUUUCGACAAGAGGCCGUUCAGAAACUACUAGAUGCUGUAGAAGAUGAGAAAAGCUUUCAUCCGAUUGAGAAAACUAUGAUCUCCAAGAUAGCAAAAAACACUCUUUGGACGGAAGAGUCAGCCUUGUUUAUUACGGAGGAAAUGCCUGUCGGAGAUCAGGACAUAGUUUCCCUUCUCCACCAUGUUUUCUUUUCAGUGGUGCAAGGUCCGGGGCAAGGGAAUCUUUUAGAACCGUUUAUUAUCAUCAUUCAAAAAUCUGAAAUAUUGCAGAAUUGUUUUCUGCCAACUAUGGAUGAGAUUGACAUUGAGGAAAUCCGUGGAGCUCUUGCCAAUGCCACGGAUUAUGGAAGUUUACCAGCUUAUAAAUGCCCAAAUGGACAUCUAUAUCUUGUCGGAGAUUGCGGCAGACCGGUUGUGGGCCAAACAACCUGUCCAGAAUGUGGUGCAAAGAUUGGUGGACAGCAAUACAACGUUUUAGAAGAUGGGAAUGAGAAAGUUGACCUACAAAAAUUUGACGAAGAAUUUGUGGGACACAUUUUGGGACGUGUCUCAUCGCGUCAAGAUGUUGGAACACCUCAACGCGAUCUAUCAACAGUUAACUGCGCCAUUCUUCGAUUUUUUACCAACGCUGCCCUUUAUUUAGCUGCAAGUCAGAACCCUGAGUCUGUGAAAGUUAUCAUCAAGCCAGCUAUUGAACUCAAUGAUGUUCUUCCCUUUUUGAUGGGUCAUGUCAAAAUGGAUUUAACAGUGAUACAAAGAGCAACUGGAAGAAGCGAAGAUGACAUAUACCUGUUAUUGCACAGAAUAUGUCACUCUUUUACGGAAAAACAUGAAAGCAAAAGUAAGACUUUGUCGAAUUGUGAAACUGCACUAAGUAACAAAAAUGACAGGCGCUGUUGGGAACGAGAAUUUUCAGAAGAGUUUUUCUGUUCAGUUUUAAAGGAGUUGGAAUCAGAGCUGAAAAUACUGAGCAAAGAGUUAACAGAAGACCAGCGAUUAGGUUCUGACCCCUUACUUAGGCUUAUUUAUGAGACUGAUUCAAGCGAAGAAAAUGUUUCACUGUGCAAGCUGCACGAACAUCCAGCUGUUUGGGGGUACAGAUCACGAAUAUCUAUGGACCAUUUGUCAAAUACAUUUACGAUGCAGAUUCCAGCAGAAAAACACGCUGUGAUUCGAAUAUUUUUGAAAGAGGAACACAAUCUUAGGGUAAUUCGUCUUGUACCAAGCAUCAUCAAGCUACAGAAGCUACUAAUACACAAGUAUGCCAGAAGACUUGACCGUCGUGAAGCGUCGUCUUGGACGAUACAAGAUGAGAUUGAUUCUUACAAGGAAGAGAAUGAUUCAGCGGAUGACUUGCAGUUGACAGCAAAAUUGGAAUCAAAAUGGACGAAAAUAGACCAGCUGGUGUCAGAUUUUAUUGAAGCUUGGCAUUGUAUUAGAACACAACUUGCAAAUUUUCGUAUUCAGACCUCUGAUGGAAUCAAACAGGUUUCAGAAAAAUAUCAUGGACGAGACCUAGUCAGAGAAGAUCCUAUGUCUCUGUUCCUGCCGACAAUGCGCGACCAAGGACUGUGCUCCUAUGGACUGCUGUAUUUUCUACUAAGAGUGCAGAACACAUUCUUGGAAGAAUAUUGCGGAAGAAAUGAUUUUCAGUUUGGAAAGCUACCACGAGUUAAAGUCAGCGAAGUCACACAUGCUCAUUUGAUAAGUUACCAUCCGGAUCGUGAUCUUCUGCCGAUGGUUAUGUCAAACUGUCAAUAUACAUUUGAAGUCGGGAGAGGUACAAAAGUGGAAUACAAUUUUUCAAAUCUGGAGCGCCAGUUGAUGGAUCGCUUUCUGUUUUCUAAGUCUGUAAUUGACUUGCAUCCUAGGGAGUUCUACAUUAUGACAUACAGAUUAGAAUCAACGAAUGCCGCUGUAUUCCAAGAACUCAGACAUAAGAUUAAGCAGGAACCACUAAACCAAACAGUAGCAACUCAAAUAUCCCAUCAGUUUAGACGAUACCAGGACAUAUGUGAUGCGAUGGAUAAAUUAGAUACCGUCAUUCGUUUCCUGCGAUCCGUCGGCGAUGAUGAAAGUUGUAUGCUUGAAGAGUUUAUGCGUCAGGCGCUUAGAAUGGAUACAGCAUUUCUAUCCCUUAAUAUCCGAAAGAGUUGCCAAUGUAAACAUGUCCAAUCCCUUUGGUUAAAGCUGUCGAUGAUGAAAACCAAGCAUCAGGCGUCAAAUAAAAAGGAUGUGCUUGAGGGGGUGUCUGAUGCGUAUCGUGAAGAGCUGACUGACAACCAAAAAGAGCAAUUGAACGAUAUCUGUGACGGAUUAUCCAAGGAGAGACUCAGCACAGUUCUGGAUGCACUGUAUGAGUGCAUAAUUCUUACCAUUGACGGUGGAACUGAAGACGGAGACGGAGAGAAUCCAAUGGCUAGAUACAGUAUCCGAGAUACUCUGAUUGCAUAUGUUGGAGCACCCGCAUAUGAUGUUGAUGUCCCUGAGCCAGAAUGGAUAGGUAAAACACUCCAAAAAUUUCCGGGAAAUGAUGAAGAUUCCAAUUGUAUUAAAGUUUCUCAGUCGAUGGACCUCUGGAUCUGCAUCUAUGCAAAUUAUGCAAAAAGGAAGAAUUAAACAAGUUUGACUACACAGAACCAUGAAAAUUGUCUUCUCCGAUAAACAGGUCUUUUUUUCUUUAUAUGUAUAUAUUAUAUUCUUAGUCGUUAUUAACCAAUUCGUACCAGCAACAGAGUGAACAAUUACUUAACAAUUAAAGGGAAUCUUAUAGGUUUUCACAUUACCCGUACCAAUAAAUAAUAUAUCUGUAUUUGUACAUAUGUAUGUUGCCUUCUACGUGUAUUUCACGGGUCGCUAGCUAUAAUAGCUCAAAUUGAUUCGAUUUAAGCUUCAUAAUAUUUGCAUGUUUUAUUUGGUUUUAUUUUAAAAUGCUAUGAAUUGUAAUAUCCAUAUUCAUUAUUCUUUGAUUUUCAUCUAUGUAUGCUUAUUUUGAAUAUCUUCUAUUUGCAAAUAUUUAUACACAGUUUAGCAAAUAACAUUGUACAUGCAUAUAAUGUAUACUAAAGGUGUAUGCAUGUUAAUGCCUUUGAUGUAAGAUUAUUUUCCUAGUAAAGUGUUAUCAGAAAUUUGAUUAGACUUUAACGUCAGGUUUUUAAAAUCAUACAAUGUGGAAUCUGGGACUAAAAGGAUUUAACAUCAUUUUAGCCUGAAUUGAUAAAGUUGAGAAAGAAUCUAGUAAAUUAGUAAGAUAUCAACUAUUGAGGUAUUCUUUACAAAACUGUACAGAGAUCAUUGGCUAAGUACGAUAUUCGAACAGUUUUGAAUGAGAGUAUACAGUGUGUUUUUCUGAUUGCCUAGGCCUGCAAUUUCAAUAGAAAUUUCUACCAUUGUCCAGAGACUCUAUCAUUAAACCAAUUUCAAGUGUGUUAACAUUCUACCUAAAUAAAAGCAAAGUAUUUUAUGAUGCUUACAUAAGAGCCCACAUUGUAUCAUAUAAUAGUAUACAUGUAUUCUUCCGUAUAUAUAUAUAGAUAUAUAGCAAUGUUUUGAUAGUUUGUGAUUUUUCAGCUUACAUUUACAUGUACACCCACUUUUAGAUAGUUGUAAAUAAAUUAAGUUGAAUUAUGUUGAUUCAAUAUAUUAUUUGAAAUGUGACAAUGGAUAUUAAUAUGUAUACUAUACUUUUAUGAAGUUGCUUACAUUGUACAGAAUGGUUCUAUUGUAAAGAUGUUUGAGUCCAUGUAUGUAUUUCACUAGGAAUUGUGUGUAUAUAUAUAUAUAUAUAUAUAUAUAUAUAUAUAUAUAUAUAUAUAUAUAUUCUGAUAUAUAUCAGAAAUAAUCAGAGUGAGGUCUUUAAAAGCGACAUGAUCGACCGCGUGUGCGAAGUUUGGUUCAUAACUUCAUGCUUGUCAAACAUACAUGUAUCACAUUCCUGCGCAUUCAAAAGUACAUCGCGUACAAAAUGUUGAUUAUGACAAAAACAAAACCAUAGUUAACAGAAUUAGGUGGAAUAUACCGCAAAUAAGGCGAGGCUGCACUAUAUUCAGGUGUGUUUAAGCAGAUACGGUUCGUUUAACUUAAAGUAUAUAAAGAAAUCAGGUUUGUUAUGCAUAGCGAGGCAUGUUGUACCUGAUUUUCAACUACCACAAAACAGAUCGUGCAGUUUCUAGGAUACAUUUGGAUUGUUAUUGAGAAUGGGUUCCUAAUCAAUUGGAAUACAGUACGUAUGAGUUUGAAUUCUGCACACAAGGUCAUACAAGUUUACGUUGUUUUGAUCUUAUUGGUUUUUAUGAUAAAUGCAGGAAUUGAUACACAUCGAUCAAAUCACUUUAAGGAUGCAAUCGUAUAGACAUUCAACAAUUAUUUGAUGAGGCUGAAUAAAUAAUCAACCAGGAAAAUUGUUGAAGACGUGACUGUACAAGGACUAUUAGGAACGAAGAACAUGAUUCGAAUAAUUUGGUUUUGUGCAUGUACUCAAACUGUAAUUCCUGGGACAAUUUAUCGACAUAUCAAAAUAGAUAUUCUAGUAAUCUUAAUGAAUUCACUGAUAAUCAAACUAAAGACACUGAUAAGUUAUAUCUCUAUUGAAAACUGCUUAAAGACUGAGUGAAAAAAAUUAUCUAUGGACAUUAAGAUUCAAUAGUGAACUGGAAGAUGUUAACUGUGACAUACUUGUCGUGAAACUUCCAAAAACAAUAUUAAACUAUCAAAUUUCACUCGGUCAAGAAACAAAGUUUAGAGUAAUUGUAAUCUUUAGUGAAGGUUUGAAUGUUGUCUUCCUUAAUUUUAAGAUUCAGUUUCAGAUUUGUUGGUGUACUGUUUCUUUUGUAUGCAUUCAUCAUCUAAAUGGUUAACUAGUUUUAACAUACUUUUAUGAUUGUGCUUUUUAAUGGCUUUAAUUUUCAAUGUAUAUCUACAUAUAAUAAAGUUAGCUUAAGGGAA